Aspergillus glaucus CBS 516.65 is the source of this 1179-nucleotide messenger RNA. Its product is annotated as sterol desaturase family protein. NCBI's taxonomy places the organism in Eukaryota, Fungi, Ascomycota, Eurotiomycetes, Eurotiales, Aspergillaceae. The coding region runs from base 283 to 1179 and encodes 298 amino acids. Gene Ontology annotation, molecular function: iron ion binding; C-4 methylsterol oxidase activity. The record is from RefSeq and is a predicted model, not a curated record. Gene Ontology annotation, biological process: ergosterol biosynthetic process. The transcript is spliced from 4 exons.
CGGUCCUAAUCGGCUAGGCAGUGGUGCCAGGGAGAGACCAGAAAAAUGACCGAAAAAAAGUAAGGUCUCGCCACUUCGGGAACAGAUGUCCUGAUCCCACUGCCUUGACCAGCGGCUUGUCCCUGAAAUACAUAGCAUCCCCUCCCCAGCACUUCAUUCCUCUUUACACAUCUGAGUCUCAUCUUAUUACUAUCUCAAUCCUCCAAUUGCAGCUGGUUAAGUUGUAGCAAUUGUCUGUCUUCGGUGCUACACUAUAAAUCUGCUUUAGGCAAGAUAAACACAAUGAAUUCGACGCUACUUGCGGCCCCCCCUGAUACUUAUUGGGGCCAAUUCGAGGAGAUUUCGAAAUACAACACCCAUCUGAAUCUGAUCGAGAGACUAUGGACAACGUGGUAUGCGUGGAUGCAGAAUGAUGUGCUCGCUACAGGCAUUAUGUCUUUUUUGAUGCACGAAAUUGUCUAUUUCGGGCGCUCUUUGCCUUGGAUUUUCAUUGACAGUUUGGGGUUGCUCAAAAACUUCAAAAUUCAAGAUAACAAAAUACCCUCGUUACAGGAGCAAUGGAACUGCGCCAGAUUCGUGCUUCUUAGCCACUUCACUGUUGAAUUGCCUCAAAUCUGGCUGUUCCACCCAAUGGCUCAAUUCUUUGGACUUUCGACCUCAGUUCCUUUCCCUUCUGUGUGGACCAUGGCCUAUCAGAUCGCGAUAUUCUUCGUCUUGGAGGACACGUGGCACUAUUUCUCUCACCGCGCUCUUCACUGGGGCCCCUUAUACAAGGCCAUCCAUAAGAUUCACCAUCAGUAUUCUGCACCUUUCGGUAUGGCAGCCGAGUAUGCGUCUCCAAUCGAGGUCAUGAUCCUUGGGUUCGGCACCGUCGGCUGUCCAAUUCUCUGGUGUGCAGUAACUGGAGACUUGCACAUCUUCACCAUGUACGUUUGGAUUGUGUUGCGCCUGUUUCAGGCCAUUGAUGCACACAGCGGUUACGAAUUUCCUUGGAGUCUUCAUCAUUUUCUCCCAUUCUGGGCUGGUGCUGACCAUCACGACCUCCACCACGAGAAAUUCAUUGGCAAUUAUUCGAGCAGCUUCCGGUGGUGGGACUACCUACUCGACACUGAAUAUUCCCCUGAGGCUCUCAAGCGGCGAAGGGAAAACAAGGCUGGGGCAACGAAGAAGGCGGAAUGA